This is a messenger RNA of Mytilus californianus (California mussel), 1817 nucleotides long. RefSeq lists its product as uncharacterized. The transcript is spliced from 2 exons. The record is from RefSeq and is a predicted model, not a curated record. Lineage: Eukaryota; Metazoa; Mollusca; Bivalvia; Mytilida; Mytilidae. Gene Ontology annotation, molecular function: zinc ion binding. Bases 48 to 1727 code for a protein of 559 amino acids.
GAAGGUAUAACUUCCUUUUCCAAAGAAUUGUCCUGUUUGUAAGGAUCAUGGCCAGUAAUUGGAGUCUUUGUGGUGUUUGUGAUAGUCGUCAGAUAACCAAAUCAUCAGUAGUCUGGUGUUCCGAAUGCGACGAGGGGUUAUGUGGAGAUUGUAUGGAGCAUCAUAGUAAUUCCAAGGCAACAAGAAACCACGAAACCGUUUCCAUUGCAGAAUACAAGAAAUUACCGUUCGAAGUUCUGCAAAUCGCUCAGGUUUGUAAAAUACAUAAUGAAAAAUACGAUCUUUUCUGUAAAAAACACGAUUGUCCAUGCUGUAAGAAAUGUGUGAAAUCUCACAACGAUUGUAAAGGUUUAACCGACAUCAAUGAACUCAUAAAAAACGUCAAAACUUCAAACGCCUUUUAUGAAAUCGAACAAACCCUGUUGGAAGUUGUAGAUAAUAUGAAUCUAAUCAUUACUAACCGAAAAGACAAUUUAACUUUGCUAAAAAAGAAGAAAACAGGAAUCGAAGAAGAAAUAAAACAAACCAGGACCAAGAUAAAUAAGUACCUUGAUAAACUUCGGGAUGAUAUGAUGAACGAAUUAAUGGCAACAGAACAAAAAGAAAGCAGUAAGAUACAAAACUUGUUGACUACACUAAAACAGAAAGAGAAAGAGAUCACUGAAUUCAAAGCAAACAUCGCUAAUAUUAAACAGCAUGCGUCCGAACUUCAAACUUUUUUGGCAAUGAAACAAAUCGAGAAAGAUAUAUCAGUCGAAGAAAAAUUUAUUCAAUCGAUUAUCAAAACGGACACAAUGAAUCAAGUCAUUAUUUCAUGCCAAAUCAACAAUUAUAUACAGCAAAUCACGGCCAGCGGUCAGAAGUUUGGAGAAAUUAAUGUUUCUUCUGAUCUCUGUAAUUUGUCAAUUCAGAAACGGAAGCACAAACAAGCACAAAUUAUGGUAGCUCUUCCCACCAGAAAUAUCGAUAAUCUGACUCUGACAUUACAAAAACGUAUCAAUACAGGGUUGUCAGAGGUCGCAGGUUGUUCUAUGCUUCCAGAUGGUAGGAUGGUAUUCUCCUGUAUUAGACAAAACAAAGUAAGAGUACUCAAAUCUGACGGUUCAAAAGAUUUCGAAAUAAAUGAUAUCGGUGAUACGUUUGAUGUGGUAUUUAUUGGUGAUGAUUCUAUUGCUGUUACAUCUUACUUUUCUAAAAAGAUAAAUAUAAUCGACAUGAAGAAUAACAAAAAGAAGAAAACUAUAAACACAAGGUCUUGUAACGGUGGAAUAGCAUACAAUGAUGGGAGUCUGCUCUAUUGUUGCAGGGAGAAUGGACUACAGAUGAUUAAUCUUAGUGAUGAAUCCAUAACCAAUGUUAUCAAUGUCAAACUUUCUUCCUUAUCGUACGUUACAGUAUUCGGUGACAAACUGUUCUACACAAACUGUGACAAUAACAGUGUAACCUGUUGUGAUUACCAUGGUAACAUACUGUGGACGUUCUGUGAUACAAGUGUUCUGAGAUCUCCACUCGGUAUCUCUGUAGACAAUGAUGGUAACGUGUUUGUAGUGGGAUAUGCUACUAAAAAUGUGAUCGUUAUCUCUCCUGAUGGACAACGCUGCAGAGAAGUCGUAUCGAGUAAAGAUGGACUGAUCAGACCAGCGGUUCUGCACUAUGACCAAUCAAACGAUAAGUUGUUAGUUGUUAAUUCAUGGACAUACGCGUUAUUAUUUGAGGUUAAAUGUUGAGUAAUGAUGUAUACUAUUUCAGUUACCUGACAAAACAUUUCGUUAAUCUAUAAAUUGCAGACUAUAUUUAAAUUAAAUUAUUUGAUAUGA